Messenger RNA from Hibiscus syriacus, 594 nucleotides. RefSeq names its product cyclin-dependent kinases regulatory subunit 1-like. Gene Ontology annotation, cellular component: SCF ubiquitin ligase complex; cyclin-dependent protein kinase holoenzyme complex. Gene Ontology annotation, molecular function: histone binding; cyclin-dependent protein serine/threonine kinase activator activity; protein kinase binding. The transcript has 4 exons. The record is from RefSeq and is a predicted model, not a curated record. Bases 171 to 437 code for a protein of 88 amino acids. Gene Ontology annotation, biological process: regulation of mitotic cell cycle. NCBI's taxonomy places the organism in Eukaryota, Viridiplantae, Streptophyta, Magnoliopsida, Malvales, Malvaceae.
UUAAUUACCUCGUUGAUAUUUUAUUUUCUUUCAAUAGAUCACAAAUUCCCAGUAAAAUAUUUUCUCACUCUUCAUUUCAAUCUCUCUCAAGAUCGAAUCUUGAAAUAUAAUUUUGAUCUCUAACAGAUCGAAAACAUUAGUUGUUUUUAUUUUUAGAAAAACCGAAGAAAAUGGGUCAAAUUCAGUACUCCGAGAAAUACUUUGAUGAUACUUAUGAAUACAGGCAUGUCGUUCUUCCUCCUGAAGUAGCCAAACUUCUCCCCAAGAAUCGCCUCCUUUCUGAAAAUGAAUGGCGUGCAAUUGGAGUACAGCAGAGUCGUGGCUGGGUCCAUUAUGCUGUUCAUCGUCCUGAACCACACAUUAUGCUUUUCAGGAGGCCUCUUAACUAUCAACAGCAGCAGGAGAAUCUGGCUCAGCAAACUAUGCUUGCCAAGUAAUUACAGAAGCUUUCCAGUAUUCAAAAAAUGGGAUGAAAGUCUAAAAAACAGUUUGGGUGUUGUGGAAUUCAUGGAUUGUUUUUCUAUUGUAGUUCUCCGUUGUGGAGAAUUCCGUGUUUAGGUUUUGCUUCUUACUUUCUUGAUGAUGUAAUCUCAU